AUGGGUAUCUUCGGCACAAAACUCGCCAGGAGCGAGCCUUCCAAUCCUCCGGAUGAAGAGGAGACGCCGCACCUCGAAGUCGACUGGUCCAAGGAUGAGGAGCGGAGGGCGAAGCUCAAGCUCGACUUGAUCAUCAUGCCCAUCCUCACCAUGGGCUUCUUCUGUCUGCAACUCGACCGUGGAAACAUCUCCAAUGCCAUCACCGACACCUUCAUGGAAGACGUCGGCGUCGACCAGGACCAGUUCAACGUCGGUCAGCAGAUGCUGUCCCUCGGUAUCGUGCUCUUCGAGAUACCCUCCAACAUGAUCCUGUACCGCGUCGGCCCCGGCAAGUGGCUCACGCUGCAGCUCUUCCUCUUCGGCAUCGUCAGCACCUUCCAGGCCUUCCAGAACAGCUACGGCUCCUUCAUCGCCACGCGCUUCCUCCUCGGCAUGACAGAGUCGGGUUUCAUCCCCGGCGGCCUGUGGACCCUGUCGACCUGGUACACCCGCAAGGAGACGGCCAAGCGCGUCAUGGUCUUCUACUUUGGCAACCAGAUCGGCCAGGCUUCCUCCAAGCUGCUGGCCUACGGAAUCCUCCAUAUGCGCGGUGUCGGCGGUAAGUCGGGCUGGUUCUGGCUCUUCAUCCUCAUGGGAAGCUUCACCGUCUGCGGAGGCUUCGUCUUCGGCCUCUUCCUGCCGGACUCGUUCAAGAACCCCCGGUCUACCUUUGCGCCUGGUAUCCGCUUCUUCACAGAUCGCGAGCUCCACAUCCUCCGCACCAGGGUGGUGCUGGACGACCCCAUGAAGGGAAAGAAGAAGAAGAAGAUUGACCGCAGCGCUUUCAAGAGGGCCUUCACCAACUGGAGGCUCUGGGUUCACACCUGCAUCUCUCUCUGCAACAAUGGACCCCAGCGCGCCUUCGACACCUACUCGCCUACCAUCGUCUCCGGCUUCGGCUUCCCCAAGCUCACCAGUAAUGCCAUGGCCUCGGUUGGUCUCUGGCUUCAGGUUCCCGUCUCGUUCGCCUUCAGCUACGUCUCCGACCACUACAACCAACGCCCCGAGACCGUCAUCGCCGGCCUGAGCUGCCACUUGCUCGGCAACAUAUUCAACCGCGGCUUCACCGAGUUCGGCGACGACCGCAAGGGAGCCAAGUACUUUGGUAUCGUCUGGACUCAGACCUUUGCCACCUUCUCCCACCCUCUCAACAUUGCCUGGAUGUCCCUCGCCUGCCAUGACUCCGAGGAGCGUGCCGUCGCCAUGGCCAUGGUCAUCAUGGCAGCCAACACCGCCGGCAUCUACGGCGCCCAGAUCUUCCGCGAGUCCGACAAGCCCAAGUACCGCACCGGAUUCUCCAUCAAUCUAGGUGUCUUGUCCUUUGGUCUGUGCUUGGCCAUCAUCCGCAAGGUGGACGAGUUCAUCCGUAAGCGGAGAGGCAAGAGCAUCGGCCUCGAAGCCCCGCGAGACCAGGACUCCAACGAUGAGGAGUCUGGGAAGGGCUCCGUCUCAAAGGUCGGAGAGGUCCGGUCAACGCCGGUGAUUGCCCAUGAGAAGCAAUGA
Molecule: messenger RNA, 1542 nt
Organism: Geosmithia morbida
Lineage: Eukaryota; Fungi; Ascomycota; Sordariomycetes; Hypocreales; Bionectriaceae
Product: Major Facilitator Superfamily
Exons: 7
Coding region: 1-1542 (513 amino acids)
Biological process (GO): transmembrane transport
Cellular component (GO): membrane
Molecular function (GO): transmembrane transporter activity
Source: RefSeq, a predicted model, not a curated record